Messenger RNA from Teleopsis dalmanni, 551 nucleotides. RefSeq lists its product as uncharacterized. Lineage: Eukaryota; Metazoa; Arthropoda; Insecta; Diptera; Diopsidae. The transcript has 2 exons. The record is from RefSeq and is a predicted model, not a curated record. Bases 50 to 442 code for a protein of 130 amino acids.
GUCAAAAAUGUAUAUAACGUGUUAAAUUUUAUAUGAAAUAUCAUAAAUUAUGGCGGCGCAACCAUUGGUUUUUCUUUCUGUUCAAUUUGAGGUUUUUGGCGAUGAAAAUCUGGAAAUAUUUGAGAUUGCCAAAAAGAAACUAGAAAAAUUUCCUUGCUCACUUGCCCAAAGCUUUAUAGAUGAAAUUUCUGAGGAGGGUUUCGGAGGAUUUUUGGAGGCUGAAGCUUCUCUUGAACUUGAGUUUGAAGAAUUGUUAAUCUCUGAAAUGAAAUUAAGACCUAAACAACUUAUUCAAGUGAUAUUUUCAGCAUACAAAAAAACUAAUGCUAUUGAGUGUGAGUCGGAAUUAAUGGAACCAACUGAUGAAGAACAAACCGAACAAAUAGUUGAUACCUCAGAGGUAGAAAGCAACGAUGACACUGCUGAAGACGACACUGUUUAAAUUUUCCAUAAACGGUUUUUAACUAUAUCACAAUAUGAUACUAAUUUGGUGCCUUUCAACAUUAUAUAUCUGUGCCUUAAAAUAUAUUUGGUUGAUUAAUUAAAAAAAA